AUGGAUUGCCCUUCAAACAUCGUGCUAUUGCUGCUGCAAAUAAUUUUACGGCGGCAACAAAUUCUAGCACAUCGGGACAAGACACUUAAUCUGCAAGAGCUGCUAAUGGAACCCAUCAUCGAUAAUGACAUACUCACAGAAUUCAAGACGCACAAGUUGGUCCAAUUGUAUGGUCCCCAAUACUACCGUGACAUAUCCCUGAGAGGUCUCAAGACAAUGGUAACGGAUAUUUUUGCAGAAGAAAUCCCCAAAGCUGAGCAGUCAUCAGAAACAGACGAACCAACAACCGUGGUGACGCUGGCCAACCAUUAUUAUGCUCAAAGGAUCGACGAACUACAGAAGACAGAAAUACCUCAGUUGAAAGAGCUGUUGCUUAAGAAGCUGGAGGACGUAUAA
Saccharomyces kudriavzevii IFO 1802 is the source of this 396-nucleotide messenger RNA. RefSeq names its product Swc7p (gene SWC7). The record is from RefSeq and is a predicted model, not a curated record. The transcript has a single exon. The coding region runs from base 1 to 396 and encodes 131 amino acids. Lineage: Eukaryota; Fungi; Ascomycota; Saccharomycetes; Saccharomycetales; Saccharomycetaceae.